This is a messenger RNA of Saccostrea cuccullata (small rock oyster), 949 nucleotides long. Its product is annotated as ankyrin repeat family A protein 2-like. Gene Ontology annotation, biological process: regulation of gene expression. The transcript is spliced from 7 exons. Bases 117 to 917 code for a protein of 266 amino acids. NCBI's taxonomy places the organism in Eukaryota, Metazoa, Mollusca, Bivalvia, Ostreida, Ostreidae. Gene Ontology annotation, cellular component: nucleus. Gene Ontology annotation, molecular function: protein binding. The record is from RefSeq and is a predicted model, not a curated record.
GACGCGUGUAUUUCUUCCUGUUUGAUUUUUGCAUGUAAACAAAAGAAAAGCGUACAAGACCUUAAAAAAGGGAAUCAAAAUUAUACAGAGUUACGGUAUAUGAUUGUUCAAUAAUAAUGGAAAGAGUUCAAGAGACUAAGCCGGGGAAAUCAAAAGACGACUGUCCGUUAGCUUCUCCGGAAAGACAAAGACGAGGUGCCAGCUCCGGAAAGCGGCAGCCAGUUCCCCCAGCCCUAAGACUAAUGUCUCCGUUUGAUAGUGACCAGGAGCUGAAUGACCUAGAGGUCGCCAGUGUAUUAGAAGGAAAACAACAAGGAAAUGAUUGUUUGUCACCAACAAAGUCAAAGAGACAUGAAACACCUUUCAGGCCAACCACUGUUAUGACAAAUUUACAAAGAGGAAAUGUACAGACUACAACCCCUCUAUUUAAGAAUAUUUCUCUUCACCAAAUGGCAGCUCAAGGAGAGCUCACUCACCUUCACCAAGAAAUUAAUGAAGCAGGAUGUGAUGUAAAUAAAGUAGAUUCCAAUGACAUGACAGCACUCCUCUGGGCAUGUGCAAAUGGUCAGCAGCCAGCUGUAGAGUUUCUGAUCAAGUCCGGUGCCGACAUUAAUGUCUCUGGCAGCCAUGGUGAAAAUGCUCUUCUGCUUGCGAGCUGCAACGGUUAUCUUGGUAUUGUUGAAAUUUUGCUGAAACUUGGCAUGGAUGUCAAUGUUACUGAUGAGAUAGGGAAUACAGCUCUUAUAUACGCUGCCUACAGAGGCCAUGACAGCGUUGUAAAGCUGUUGUUAGAGUAUGGAGCUGACAUUAUGGCUCAGAAUGAAGAUAACAUGAAUGUAAUGGACUUGGUUGUGGGUCAAGGAAACAAACACAUACAACAGGUUAUUGAACGGCAUAUGCUUUCAUUGUUUGAAUGACUAUAUUUAAACAAUGGAGCAAAAUAGCUGAA